This is a messenger RNA of Pseudozyma hubeiensis SY62, 11688 nucleotides long. Its product is annotated as sterigmatocystin biosynthesis fatty acid synthase subunit beta. Lineage: Eukaryota; Fungi; Basidiomycota; Ustilaginomycetes; Ustilaginales; Ustilaginaceae. Gene Ontology annotation, molecular function: fatty acid synthase activity; magnesium ion binding; 3-oxoacyl-[acyl-carrier-protein] synthase activity. The transcript has 2 exons. Gene Ontology annotation, cellular component: fatty acid synthase complex. Gene Ontology annotation, biological process: long-chain fatty acid biosynthetic process. The coding region runs from base 1 to 11688 and encodes 3895 amino acids. The record is from RefSeq and is a predicted model, not a curated record.
AUGUCGGGUACCAAGAACGCCCCUUCUGACGACAGCUUUGUCGAGCUCUCUGCCACCAGCAGCCAGACCAGCGGCAACGGCAAUGGCUCGAUUCUCCGCGCUCUGACCAUCGCAUCGACCACCGGCAUCGAGGUUCAGAUCCCUGUCCCCUCGCAGCCUUUCGACGCCUGGAUCGUCGCCGAUGUGCUCCGAGAAGAGUUCCAGCGAUCGCUCGCCGCUGCUCCCGAGGCCAACGACGUUCUCGAGGUGCAAGAGGAGCAGGAUGUCGCCGGUGCUGCCGAAAAGGCCGCCGGAGAAGCCAAGGUCAACCUGGCUGCCAAGUUCCUCGGCUUCCUCGCCUCGCGUGCAUCCGUCAAGACCUCGAGCCACGAGCUCAACCUCCUCCAACAUGCAUGGGCCCACUUCCACGACGAAUUUCUCGCUCUGCACGGCAGUGUCCACGACCUGGUCGCUGCCAUCGACUCGGACCUUCGCACGCCCGUCCUGCGCAGCUACUUUGAGGCCUACGUCCAGCUCGAGUCGGCCAACAAGGCCAAACCUUCGCUCAUCACUCCCAAGCUCUUUUCGCUUUCGGCUCAGAACAAGGCCGAAGUUCACGCCGUCUUUGGUGGCCAGGGCAACAACGAGGCCUACUUCAAAGAGCUGCAGAUCCUCUUUGACAGCUACCGACCGCUCAUCCAGCCUCUGCUCGAGUCGACCCAGCCCGUCUUUGACAAGCUCGUCCAGGAUGCCGUCAAGCAAGGCUUCGCCAGCUACUACACGCACGGCAUGGAUGUGCUCGCCUGGCUCACCGGCGCUGCUCCCGAGCCUGCCGUCGCGUACCUGGCCAGCGUGCCUCUCAGCUUGCCUCUGAUCGGUCUGACGCAGAUCACCCAGUUCCUCGUCAGCAUCCGUGCUUCCGGUCUCACCCCUGCCGAAUUCCGCUCGCAGAUCAAGAGCGCCACCGGUCACUCGCAGGGCAUCAUCUCGGCCGUCGUUCUCUCGGCUUCCGACAGCCUCGAGUCGUUCUACACCAAUGUCGCCAAGGCGCUCGAGCUCCUCUUCCACAUCGGCAAGCGUGGUCAGGAGUUCUUCCCUACCCUCGCCAUCGAUCCUGCGCUCGUCAAGGACACCAUCGACGGCGGUGAAGGCGAGCCCACGCCCAUGCUUGCCGUCUCGGGUCUCGAGCAGAACGUCCUCGAGAAGCACAUUCAGAAGACCAACUCGCACCUCGCCGAGUCCCAGGCCGUGUCCAUUUCGCUCUUCAACGGUCCUCGCAGCUUCAUCGUCACCGGCUACCCCAAGGCGCUCGUCGGUCUCGUCGGCAGUCUCCGUGCCAUUCGUGCCGAUACCGGCGCCGAUCAGGGCAAGGUGCCCUUCAGCAAGCGCAAGACCGUCUUCCGCAUGAACUUCUUGCCCGUCGGUGUUCCCUACCACUCCAGCUACCUCGCCGGCGCCACGGAGAAGAUGCUUCAGGAGGACUACGCCGGCCGCACCACCGUCUGGGAUGCUUCCGAGCUCAAGGUCGCCGUCAAGAACACCGAAGACGGCUCCGAUCUUGCCAGCUUUAGCUCUGGCGACAUUCUCAAGAGCAUCGCCGACCAGAUCUUUGUCAAGCACAUCUACUGGUCCAAGGCGUUGGAUCUGCCCAAGACCGCCACCCACCUCGUCGACUUUGGCACGGGCGGUCUCUCUGGAAUCGGUAGUCUCUCGGCCCGCAUCCUCGAGGGUCGUGGCGUCAGGAUCGUCACUCCCAGCGGCACUCACGCCCGCAGCACCGAGCUCUACGCAGUCAACACGGUCAAGUUCGAGGAACGAUGGGAGGAUGUGUGGUCGCCACGCCUCGUCAAGACCAAGAGCGGUAUCAAGAUCGACACGCCCUUCUCGCGCACCACCGGCCGCGGUAUUCUUAUGGUUGGUGGUAUGACCCCGACCACCGUCAGUGCCAACAUCAACGCGGCCGUGCUCAACGCCGGCUACGUGAUCGAGCUUGCCGGUGGUGGUCUCCACAGCGAGCCUGGCCUGCGCAAGCGCGUCAACGAGAUCCUCGCCCAGCUCGAACCUGGUAACGGUCUGGAUCUCAACGGUCUCUUCAUCGACCAGCGACGAUUCGGUUGGCAGUACCCCCUCUGGGGUCAGAUGCGUCGCGAGGGAUUCCCGUUGAAGGGUUUCACCGUCGCUGCCGGCAUUCCCUCAACAGAGAAGGCAAAGGACAUCAUCGACGGUCUCAAGGCUGCCGGCAUCGAGUACGUCGGCUUCAAGCCCGGUACCGCCGAUGGCCUUCGCGCCGUCGCUGCCAUCGCGGCCGCCAACCCUGACUUCAAGAUCAUCUGCCAGUGGACCGGUGGUCGUGCCGGUGGUCACCACUCGACCGAAGACUUCCACCAGCCCAUCCUCCAGACGUACGCCAGCCUGCGCAAGCAGAAGAACCUUGUGCUCGUCGGCGGCUCCGGCUUUGGUGAUGCCGAGGGCGUCUGGCCUUACCUCACCGGUGAGUGGUCCGUCAAGCUCGGCUACGCCCCCAUGCCCUUCUCGGCGUUCCUUUUCGCCUCGUGGAUGCUCGUCGCCAAGGAGGCUGCCACCGCCGACGCCGUCAAGCAGCUGCUCGUCGACACGCCUGGCUGUGGCGACGACAAGUGGCAGGACACCUACGCCAAGGGCGCCGGCGGCACCAUCACCUGCAACUCGGAGCUUGGCGAGAGCAUCAGCUACGUCCACAAUCGCGCCGCGGCUCUGUGGCGUCAGCUCGACGACCAGCUCUUCUCGCUUCCUCGCGAGAAGCAGCGUGUCUGGCUUUCCGAGAAGAAGAGCUGGCUCAUCGAGCGUCUCAACAAGGACUUCCAGAAGCCCUGGUUCGCCGCCAAGCUCGACGGCACUGCUCUCAUGAACGUCGCCGACAUGACCUACGAGGAGGUUACGCGUCGCAUGCUCGAGCUCCUUUUCAUCGGCCACCAGAGCCGCUGGAUCGACCCUUCGCUCAAGAAGCUGUUCGGCGACUGGUGCCGACGCGUCGAGGAGCGUUUCGCCGGCAUCGAGACCGCCGGCAAGAAGGAGUCGCUCCUGCAGAGCUACUCGGUCCUCGACAAGGAGCCCUCCAAGUUCGCCGAGGCCUUCUUCGCCGAGUACACGGGCGCCAAGGAGAUCCGCCUCGCCGCCGAGGACGUCGGAUACUUCCUCACCAUCUGCCAGCGUCGUGGCCAGAAGCCUGUGCCCUUCAUCCCCGAGCUCGGCGACAACUUCCAGACCCUCUUCAAGAAGGACUCGCUCUGGCAGUCUGAGGACCUCGAUGCCGUCGUCGGCCAGGAUGCUCAGAAGGUCAUCAUCCUCCAAGGCUCGGUCGCCGUCCAGCACUGCACCAAGGCCAACGUGCCUGCCGGUGAGAUGCUCGGCGACAUCGAGAAGCAGCUCGUUGCCAAGGUCCUGGCCAGGUACUACGACAACGACGAGUCCAAGGUGCCUGUCGCCGACUACGUGUCGAGCGAGCCUCUGGCCAUCGAGGAGGCCGAAGUGCUCGCCCGAUCUGGCGUCGAAAGCUCGGUCGACGGCAACGUCAAGACGCUCAAGCUUGGCAGUCAGGUGCCCAACACCAACGAGUGGCUCGAAGUGCUCGCCACCAAGCGCACCAGCUGGUUGCGCGCCCUUCUGCGCAACGUCAGCGUCGUUCAGGGCAAGAACUACGCCGACAACCCAAUGCUGCGUAUGCUCGCGCCUCGCAAGAACCAGACCGCCAAGAUCGCCUACACUGCCGAUGGCGAGCCGGUCAGCCUCACGCUCUUUGGUGCUGCGCGCUCGUACGGUCGACACGACGAUGGCUUCAAGGCGCUCGAGAUCACCAAGUCGCCCGAGUCGGCUCAGAUCCAGGCGACGCUCUUCGAGGAGCGUCUCGGCGAGGCCGUUCCCCUUCACUUCCACUUCACCUACCGCCCCGACCAGCCGUUCGCUUCGAUCCACGAGAUCAUGGACGGCCGCAACAAUCGCAUCAAGCAGUUCUACUGGCAGCUCUGGUUCCACGCCGACAUGCCUGCUGCUGCUCAGCUCGCUGCCGCCAAGCAAUUCGAGAGCCCCGUCAAGUCGCUCGACGAGACAGCCAUCCGCAACUUCUGCCGCAUCGUCGAGAACCGCGGUGAGGUCUUCACCAAAGGUCAGGCUCCCAUGGACUUUGCCAUUGUCGCUGGAUGGGAAGCCAUCAUGCAGGCGCUCAUGGCCAGCUGCGACGCCGACCUGCUCAGCCUGGUCCACCUGAGCAACUCGUUCAAGGUCGUUGAUGACGCGCGCCCUCUGCGUGCCGGCGACGUCUGCACCGCCAGCGCGCACGCCAGCAGCAUCAAGAUCUCGGACACUGGCAAGUCGGUCAGCGUGACCGGCACCGUUCUGCGCAAAGAUGCCAGCGGUGACUUUGUGCCCGUCAUCUCGGUCGUCUCGAGCUUCUUCUUCCGAGGUCGCUUCACCGACUUCAACACCUGCUUCGAAACUUCGCAGAACGAGUUCACGCUUGAGAUCAAGACCAAGGCUGACGCCACUGUCCUGCUCGCCAAGGAGUGGUUCGACUGGGUCGCUCCUCAGCCUUUGGCCCCCGGCACGGUGCUUCACUUCAAGAUCGAGAACCUGCUCAAGUACAAGGACAGCACCUCGUACUCGGAUGUCGACGUCACCGGCGGUGCCUACGUCCGCGACUACAAGGACGACCUCAUCAAGGUCGGCGAGAUCGAGUACACCGCCGACGCCAUCAGCUACGGCAACCCGGUCAUCGAGUACAUCAAGCGCAACGGCGGUGUGUCGACGGGAGGUGUUGCUCCGCUCGAAGCCGGUUACACCAUCGGCACGUCCGAUGUCGCCACCACCUUCGUGGCUCCUGCCACCAACGAGCCUUACUCGAACGUCUCGGGCGACUUCAACCCCAUCCACAUCAACCCAUACUUCUCCUCCUUCGCCUCGCUUCCCGGCACCAUCACCCACGGCCUCUUCUCGAGCGCUGCCUCGCGCAAGUUUGUCGAGGUGGUCGCUGCCGAGGGCUACCCCGACCGCUGCCUCUCGUUCGAAGCCAACUUCGUCGGCAUGGUGCUGCCCGGUGACGAGCUCACCGUCAAGCUGCGUCACAUCGCCAUGCGCGACGGUAACAAGGUCAUCAAGGUCGAGACCUUCAACCAGAACGGCGACAAGGUGAUCGAUGGCCAGGCCGAGGUCAAGCAGCCCGCCACCGUUUACGUCUUCACCGGUCAAGGUUCGCAGGAGCAGGGCAUGGGUAUGGACCUGUACAACUCGAGCCCCACGGCCAAGGCGCUCUGGGACGAGGCUGACGGUCACUUGCGCAGCACCAUGGGCUUCAGCAUCCUCGAGAUCAUCAACCAGAACCCGCUCACCAAGACCAUCCACUUCGGUGGUGUGCGUGGCCACACGAUUCGCGAGCGUUACAUGUCCAUGACGUACGAGUCGACCGAUGCCGAUGGCAACACGGUGACGCUGCCUCUCUUCCCCGAGAUCAGCGCCUCGAGCCAGAGCUACACCUUCCAGUCGCCCAAGGGUCUGCUCUUUGCCACCCAGUUCGCCCAGAUCGCGCUCGUGCUCGUCGAGCUCAGCGCCUUCCGCGACAUGAAGCAGCGAGGCCUCAUCACACCCGACGCUGCCUUUGCCGGUCACUCGCUCGGUGAAUACGCCUCGCUCGCCGCCGUCGCCAGCGUCCUCGAGGUCAAGUCGCUCUGCGACGUCGUCUUCUACCGUGGUCUCUCGAUGCAGAACUGCGUGCAGCGUGAUCCUGUCACGGGUGCCUCCAACUACGCCAUGAUGGCCUGCAACCCUCUCCGCAUCGUCGGCGAGGGCAACCCGACGUUCGCUGGUCAGGCGCUGGCCGAGAUCGUCGACUCGAUUAGCAAGGAGUCCGGCCGUCUCCUCCAGAUCGUCAACCACAACGUCGCGGGUCAGCAGUACGUCACUGCCGGUGACCUCGUGGCCCUCACCACGCUCGGCAACGUGCUUAACUUUAUCAAGAUCCAGAAGAUCGACCUCAAGAAGCUCAACGAGAUCAUGCCCAUCGAGGACGUACGCGAGAAGCUCGCCGAGAUCGUUCGCGAGGUGCUCUCUGCUGCUCUCGAGGAGGAGAAGAAGGGUCGCAUCGAGCUCAAGCGCGGAUUCGCCACCAUCCCUCUGCCUGGUAUCGAUGUGCCUUUCCACUCCCGAUACCUCACCGGCGGUGUGGCUCCCUUCCGAUCGUACCUCUCGAAGCGCAUCAACGUCGAUGCCAUCCGUCCUCAGCUGCUCGUUGGCCGCUACAUCCCGAACUUGGUUGCCGCACCCUUCGAGCUCUCCAAGUCGUACGCCGAGCUCAUCUUUGCUCAGACCGACUCGCCUCGUCUCGACAAGGUGCUCAAGAACUGGGAGAAGGAUGAGUGGGAGUCGCCGGACCGUGUGCAGCGACUCACCGCCACGCUGGUGGUCGAGCUGCUCGCCUACCAGUUCGCUUCGCCCGUUCGAUGGAUCGAGACGCAGGACAUCUUCUUCACCGACUACAACUUUGAGAGGCUCGUCGAGUUCGGUCCGAGCCCUACGCUCGUGGGCAUGGCCAAGCGAACACAGGCGCUCAAGUACUCGGCUGUCGACCUCGCCCAAGGCCGCAAGCGUGUCAUGUACUGCUCCAGCAAGGACAAGGAGGCGCUCUACUACUCCUUCGCCGAUGAAGAGGGCGAGGCUGAAGCUGCUCCCGCCGCAGAGGCUGCGGCUGCUCCGGUUGCUGCCGCUGCUGCCCCUGCUCCUGUUGCUGCAGCUCCGGCUCCUGCUGCUUCGGGCGGUGCCGCUGCUGCGGAGGUGCCCGACGAGCCUGUCAAGGCCGUCGACACCGUCCGCGCCAUCCUUGCCCAGAAGCUCAAGAAGAGCAUCUCCGAAGUGCCUCUCUCCAAAUCCAUCAAGGACUCGGUCGGUGGAAAGUCGGUGCUCAGCAACGAGCUCGUCUCGGAUCUCCUCGCCGAAUUCGGCAACCUGCCCGAGCGAGGUGAGGAGCUUCCUCUCGAGGAGCUCGGUGGUGCUCUUCAGGCCGGCUACAGCGGCACCCUUGGCAAGACCACUUCCAGCUUGGUGACCCGAACCGUCGGUGGUAAGCUGCCUGGUGGAUUCAACCUCUCUGCUGUCAAGUCGCACCUGCAGAAAGCUUGGGGUCUCGGCGCUGGCCGCACCGACGGUGCCUUGCUCGUCGCCGUCACCAUGGAGCCCGCUAAGCGUCUGGGCUCCGAGGCCGAGGCCAAGGCUUGGCUCGACUCGGUCGCCCAGACCUACGCCCAGCUUGCCGGCAUCAGCCUGUCCCAGGCCAGCGCCGGCGGCGGAGGUGGCGGAUCCGGCGGUGUCGCCAUCAGCAGCGAGGAGCUCGACAAGCUCAAGGCGCAGCAGGACGACCACGUCCGUCGCCAGAUCCAGGUGCUGGAGCGCUACCUCAACAUGGACGGCCGCGCUAGCGGUCGUCUGGCCGAGAGCACCAAGGCCGAGCUCGAGGCUGCUCAGGCCCAGCUCGACGCCAUCGCUGCCGAGCACGGUGACAUGUACACCAACGGCAUCAUGCCCAAGUUUACCGAGAAGAAGGUGCGACACUUUAGCUCGUACUGGAACUGGGCUCGCCAGGACGCCAUGACGCUGCUCUACGACAUCAUCUACGGUCGACUCACCACGGUCGAUCGCGAGAUCACCGCUCGUUGCAUCACGCUCAUGAACCGUGCCGACCCGAGCUUGCUGCGCUACAUGCAGUUCCACAUCGACCAGAUCGACGCCGAGCAGGGUCCUACCUACGCGCUCGCCAAGGAGUACGGUCAGCAGCUUAUCGAGAACUGUCGCGAAGCGUGCGCCGAGGACGCCGUGUACAAGGAGGUGCACGCCCCCACCGCUCCUCACACCGAGAUCGAUGCUCGCGGCAACAUCGCCUACAGCGAGGUCAAGCGUGUGGGUGUCCGCAAGCUCGAGGCGUACGUCAAGGAGAUGGCCGCUGGCAGCCGUCUGCUCGGCGCUGGCAGCCAGGUCAACCUCGACAAGGCGCAGGAGAACGUCGCCAAGCUCUGGACGCUUAUCCGCAACGAGCCUUCGGUCAGCAAGCUCAGCAAGGCCACCAUCAAGAGCUUGUACAGCGAAGUGGUUCGAUCGCUCGGCCCGGCUCGCCAGGCUCGUGCUCCCGUUCGCCAGGCGCCACGCAACCGUCGCCUCAGCUCCAACACGCAGCGACCUCAGGUCUCGGAUGCUCCCGCUGCCGAGGACCGCACUCCCUUCCUGCACGUCAAGAGAAAGGUGGCUGGUCAGUGGCAGCUCAGCCGCAAGCUCACUUCGGUCUACCUCGACAUCCUCGGCGAGAUGGCCUCGCAAGGUGUCAGCUUCAAGGGCCGCAACGCGCUGCUCACCGGUGUCGGCAAGGCUUCCAUCGGUGUCGAAGUCGUCAAGGGUCUUUUGGCCGGUGGUGCUCGUGUCGUGAUCACCACCUCGAGCUACAGCCGCAGCGUCGUCGAGUACUACCAGCGCAUCUACCAGGAGGUCGGUUCGCGGGGCUCGACGCUCACGGUUGUGCCCUUCAACCAGGCGUCCAAGCAGGACGUCGACAACCUCGUCAAGUACAUCUACGGCUCGCUCGACCUGGAUCUCGACUUUGUUGUUCCCUUUGCUGCCAUUUCGGAGAACGGCCGGGAGAUCGAUGGGAUUGACGACAAGUCGGAGCUUGCUCACCGUCUCAUGCUCACCAACUUGGUCCGCCUGCUCGGUGCCAUCAAGACCGAGAAGGCCAGUCGCAACUUUGACACGCGUCCCACCCAGGUGCUCCUUCCCCUUUCGCCCAACCACGGCACCUUUGGUGGAGACGGUCUCUACGGUGAGAGCAAGCUCGGUCUCGAGACGCUGCUCAACCGAUGGGAGAGCGAGAGCUGGGGUCAGUACCUCUGCAUCACCGGUGCCAUCAUCGGCUGGUGCCGUGGUACCGGUCUCAUGUCGUCUUCCAACACGGUCGCUGAAGAGAUCGAGAAGCUCGGCUGCCGUACCUUCAGCACGACCGAGAUGGCCUUCAACCUGCUCGGUCUCUUGGCCCCUACCGUGUCGGCCGUCAGCCAGGUCGAGGCUCUGCUCGUCGAUCUCAACGGUGGCAUGGACAAGAUCGUCGACCUCGCCGAGCAGACGGGCAAGUUCCGUGCUGCCAUCCAGGAGGCUUCGUCGACCAAGCGCGCUCUCGUUGCCGACAACUCUGCCGACUUCAAGGUGAUCAAGGGCUCGGCUGCCGAGGCGCUGCACAAGAAGGUGCACAUCAACCCACGCAGCAACUUCACCUUCCGCUUCCCCGAAGUCGGCAGCCUCAAGCUCAACCGCGAGAUCGCCAAGAGCUACUCGCAGAUGGAUCUCGAAAAGGUGGUCGUCAUCACUGGUUUCGCCGAGGUCGGUCCGUGGGGUUCGUCGCGCACUCGCUGGGAGAUGGAGGCCUUUGGUCACCUCACCAACGAGGGUGUCAUCGAGCUCGCCUGGAUCAUGGGUCUCAUCAAGCACCACGAUGGUCAGCUCAAGUCGGGCGCAACCUACGUGGGCUGGAUCGACGUCAAGAGCGGCGAGCCCGUCGACGACAAGGACAUCCGUGCCAACUACGAAGAGCACAUCAUCAAGCACGCCGGUAUCCGCCUCAUCGAGCCCGAACUUUUCCGCAACUACGAUCCCAACCGCAAGGGCUUCCAGCAGGAGAUCGAGCUCAACCACGACCUCGAGCCGAUCGAAGUGUCGGCCGAGGAGGCGUCCAAGUACAAGCUCGAGCACGGCGACAAGGUCGAUGCUUGGCAAGACGCCAACAGCGGUGGCUGGUUUGUGGUGCUCAAGAAGGGUGCGCGCAUCUUUGUGCCCAAGGCAGUUGCUUUCGACCGCCUCGUCGCCGGUCAGAUGCCCACUGGCUGGUCGGGCCAGCGCUACGGUAUCCCCGACGAUAUUGUGGCUCAGGUCGACCGUACCACGCUCUGGGCCCUGGUCUGCGCCUCGGAGGCUCUGGUCAACUCGGGUAUCGCCGAUCCUUACGAGCUGUACAAGCACAUCCACCCCAGCAAGGUCGGAAGCUGUAUCGGUUCGGGUAUGGGCGGUAUGACGUCGCUCAGCAAGAUGUUCCGCGACCGCCGCAACGACACGGACGUGCAGAACGACAUCCUUCAGGAGACCUUCAUCAACUCAGUCGCAGGUUGGGUCAACCUGCUUGUCAUGUCGUCGGCGGGUCCCAUCAAGACGGUCGUCGGUGCUUGCGCCACUGCACUCCAGUCGAUCGACGUCGCUGUCGAGACCAUUCUGUCGGGCAAGGCGGAGCUCAUGCUCGCCGGUGGUUUCGACGACCUGUCGGAGGAAGGCUCGUUCGAGUUUGCCAACAUGAAGGCCACCUCGAACGGAAAGGAGGAGCUGGCUGCCGGACGAGAGCCUUCGGAGCACUCGCGUCCCUUCUCGACCUCGCGCAGCGGUUUCAUGGAAUCGCAGGGUUGCGGUGUUCAGGUGCUCACCACCGCCGCCAACGCGAUCAAGCUCGGUAUGCCCAUCCAGGGUAUCGUCGCUUACUCCAACACCCACACCGACGGUGCCGGCCGCUCGCUGCCUGCUCCUGGUCACGGUGUCAUCAGCAGUGCCGACGGCAUGCAGCGUGCUCUCGCCCGCUUCAACCUCACCGCCGAUGACAUUGGCGUCAUCUCGGCCCACAUGACCGCCACCAAGGCCAACGACAAGAACGAGUCGCACGUCUACCAGGAGCUCUUCACACGUAUGGGCCGAACGCCGGGCCACGCGGUGCCUGUCAUGGCGCAGAAGUGGCUCUGCGGUCACGCCAAGGGUGGUGCUGCCGCUUGGGCUCUCAACGGCGUGAUGCAGUCGCUGCACACGUCGAUCGUCUGCGGUAACCGCAACGCAGACGACAUUUCGCCCGAGCUGCAGAAGUUCGACAUGCUGCUCUACAAUUCGACGUCGAUCCACCGAACGCCGCACCACGUCAAUGCUGCUGCCGUCUCGUCGUUCGGUUUCGGUCAGGUCGGCGGUAUCAUUCUCGUGUUGCACGCCGCCCACAUCCUGGGUCGUUUGUCAGACAAGGCGUUCGACGAGUACGUUGCGCGACGCAAGGCUCGCCAGCACCAGACCUACACUCGCAUGCACUCGGCGCUCACCAAGGAGGACCUUGUGCGAAUCAAGGACAACCGACCCUGGCCCGCCGAGCUCGAGGACCAGGUGCUGAUGAACCAAAACGCUCGCGCCGUCGAGAUCGGCGACAGCUACGGCUUCAAGGCUCCUCUUCCUGCCAUGCCUGCGCUCGCCACGGUGGAGGACACCAUCGUGCCUGCCAAGCCUGCCAACGUGGCGGUUCAGCAGGAGAACCUGGAAAAGAUGAUGGGUCACGUCGCCGGUGUAGGCAUCGACUGCGAAAAGAUCUCGACGUUCCCUUCGGACAAUGACAACUUUGUCUCGAGGAACUUUACCGAUGUCGAGAUCGAGUACUGCCGAGCGCAGCCCGACCCGCGCGCGUCGUUCUGCGGUCGCUUCUGUGCGGCAGAGGCGGUGGUCAAGUCGCUCGGUGUUCGCACUCAGGGCGCCGGCGCCUCGCUCAAGGACGUCGAGAUCGUUCCCACUCCCGAGGGACCUCAGGUGAAGCUGUACGGUGAUGCGCUCAAGGCUGCCAACGGCUCUCGCUUCCUCGUCUCGAUUUCGCACGGUGACGACACGGCUAUGGCCAUCGUCCACCGCCUGCCGAGCGCUUGA